AUGGAUAACGGCUUCAUGGACAUCCCCCAUCCGCCUCUGAUGAAUGACCCCUUUGUGUUAGUGGGAUGCUCAGCGCCAAGCUCCACAAUGAAGAACAUGGGUCAAAGCACACUCUGUAUGGACGGCCUGAACCCAGCAAUGGUUAGUUGCAGCCAUGUUAAUGGAAAUACGCAGAUAAUGAAUGACAUAACAGCGAGAGAUGAUGGCAACAGGUUAGUCCUUGGUUUGGGUCCAACACCGAAUUUUUAUUCUGCAGUGUCCACUGGUUCAAAACAAGAUCAGAGGUUGUCCGGCCAGAGUUCUACUUUCACUGAUUCAGGGAUGCUGAGGCUUGGUCUUCAGAUGGAUGGUGGGGAAGCAAUUCAAUAUCUGCAAGCACCGAAUGGAGCACUCCAUUCUUUAGGUGUUGUUGACGAGGCUUCAACAUCUGCUACUGUAAGGAACAUGGGUGGUUACAUGCCAUCCCUACUCUUUGCUCCCCGUGCCAAUUCUACUGUCAAUGAGACACAAGUAGAAACCCCAGAUUCCGUAGACCUCACGCACAGCACCAACAAUAGUCAGCAUCUUCAACAUCACCUGCAGCUCAGCCCUGAACCCUCUGCAACGACCGAGUCUUCAUUUGGUGUGAGUUCUGAUGUUGUCACUGCAACAACUACAUCAGAACGUAGCCAUUCCCGACAUCCUAAGAAAUGCAGGUUUAAGGGAUGUUCCAAAGGUGCAAGAGGCGCAUCAGGAUUGUGUAUUGCUCACGGAGGUGGGCAGAGAUGUCAUAAAUCUGGAUGCCAUAAAGGUGCCGAGAGCAGUUCUGCAUACUGCAAAGCCCACGGUGGCGGUCGCCGGUGUGAGGAGCUUGGUUGCACCAAAAGUGCAGAAGGAAAAACAGAUUAUUGCAUUGCUCAUGGUGGAGGCUGCCGCUGUGAACAUCCUGGCUGUCCUAAAGCUGCCCGGGGUAAGUCUGGGCGGUGCAUCAAGCACGGUGGCGGGAAGAGGUGCUCGGUUAAAGGUUGCAUUCGGAGUGCCGAGGGGAAGGCUGGACUGUGCAUUUCUCAUGGCGGUGGCCGACGGUGCCAGUAUCCAGAUUGUGGCAAGGGGGCACAGGGCAGCACAUUGUACUGCAAGGGACAUGGUGGUGGCAAGAGGUGCAUCUUCGAUGGUUGCAGCAAAGGCGCAGAGGGUAGCACACCUCUGUGCAAAGCACAUGGUGGUGGGAAGCGAUGCAUGUUUGAAGGAGGUGGUGUCUGUGCAAAGAGUGUGCACGGGGCUACUGAAUACUGCGUGGCACAUGGAGGAGGGAAGCGCUGUUCCGUGCCCGGCUGCACCAAAAGUGCUCGUGGCCGCACUGACUGCUGUGUGAAGCACGGUGGGGGCAAGCGGUGCAAGGUUGACAACUGCGGCAAGAGCGCCCAGGGGAGCACGGAAUUCUGCAAAGCCCAUGGUGGAGGAAAGCGGUGCACUUGGAGCACAGGCUGUGAAAAGUUCUCCCGUGGCAAGAGUGGCUUCUGUGCGGCACAUGGUACCUUGAUGGCCAGGCAGCGAGAACAAGAGGCGGUGAAGAAUGUAGGAAGCAUGAUUGGACCAGGUCUCUUCAGCGGCAUUGUGGUAUCAUCUGCCACCGCAGCAAGCAGCAUGAUGAACGAGCACUCGUCCUCUGGUGUCAGCACCGCUUCCGACUGCGAUGGCACCGUGAGGAGCCAAUCAAUGAUUCCUCCGCAGGUGCUGGUUCCUCGCUCUAUGAUGCCUUCUUGGUCGUCUGAGCCUGUAGAUGGAGGCAGAGAGGGAGGUCAUGUUGUUCCUGAGGGGAGGGUCCAUGGUGGUGGCCUCCUGUCACUUCUUGGUGGCAGCUUCAGGAAUGCCGAUGUGGAAAAGCUUUGA
Molecule: messenger RNA, 1872 nt
Organism: Miscanthus lutarioriparius
Lineage: Eukaryota; Viridiplantae; Streptophyta; Magnoliopsida; Poales; Poaceae
Source: the annotation of a GenBank genome assembly